This is a messenger RNA of Anopheles coustani, 1122 nucleotides long. Its product is annotated as G protein-activated inward rectifier potassium channel 4-like. Gene Ontology annotation, cellular component: plasma membrane. The coding region runs from base 1 to 1122 and encodes 373 amino acids. Lineage: Eukaryota; Metazoa; Arthropoda; Insecta; Diptera; Culicidae. The transcript is spliced from 2 exons. Gene Ontology annotation, molecular function: inward rectifier potassium channel activity. The record is from RefSeq and is a predicted model, not a curated record. Gene Ontology annotation, biological process: regulation of monoatomic ion transmembrane transport; potassium ion import across plasma membrane.
AUGGGUCAACCGGAGGAAGUAGAGCUUUGUCCCGAAGAGAACUUCGGUGAACCGUUUACGAAGGUGUCACGUGUCGUUAAUAAAAUCGGUGAACGAAACGUACGAAUCUAUAACCUACCGCAACGAUCCAUCCGCUUCGUGAAGGAUCUUGUUACAACUUUGGUGGAAGAAAAAUGGCGCUAUGCCUUGGCCGUGUUCGUAUUGAGCUACAUUGGCAGUUGGACAUUCUUUGCCGGCCUCUGGUACAUCCUAUCGUACGCACACGGGGAUCUAGCACUUGAUCCGGCGACCGGCGAACGGUUAUUCGACGGUGUCAUGCCCUGUGUGGACGGUGUGUCCGAUUUUGUUGGCUUUCUGCUGUUCAGUAUGGAAACACAGAUAUCCACCGGUUACGGUGCCAAGGUGCCGACGGAGGAGUGCCCGGAAUCGUUCGGUUUGCUCACGAUACAGUUGAUAGUCGGUCUGCUGAUCGACGCAGCGAUCCUUGGCAUAGUAUACGCCAAGAUGGUCCGUCCCCCGCAGAAGAUCUCAGAGACGAAGUUCAGUCGUCGGGCGGUCGUUUGCCUACGCGAUGGUAAGCUGUGCUUUGUAUUUCGCAUCUGCGAUCGUCGCUGGCAGCACGCGAUCGAAACGAAAGUUUCGGCGGUACUCCUCGAAUCACGCCGUACGGCUGAGGGAGAGGAGAUCGAGAAGCACGAGUCGUACCUGAAGCUAGAAAACGAUGGUCGGCUGAUACUGCUGUGGCCCGUCACCGUGUGUCACGUGAUCGACAGCGAGAGCCCGCUUUACGGGGUGUCGGCAGCUGACCUGCUGGAGCGGAAUUUCGAAAUCGUUAUCACGAUGACGGGUGGUACAAUGACGACAGGGCAGAUCAACCAGGCACGCACGUCCUACAUGCCGGCGGAGAUCUGCUGGGGCCAUCGGUUCCGCAACAUCGUCGAGUACGAUUCGAGAAAGCAGAGCUACGUCGCAGUUAAUGAGCAAAUGCACGACCUGGAACAGGUCGAUACGCCACUAUGCAGCGCCCGUCACCUGGAUCAAAUAAGGCGCCAAUUAAGCCAAAGCCAAACCAAGAACGAGCAACCAGGAACCCAGGUUCAAACCCCCGAAACCGAAGCGUAA